AUGAUAACACGAAAAUACUACAAAUUAAUAAUAACUUCCAUAUUAAUAUUUACAUUUUUUCUACUAUAUAAUCAAUAUAAAUUAACAUCAACAAAAUUACCAAAAAAAUUUGAUAUAAUAAAGAAUAGAGAAAGUUUCAGAAAUGAUGUGUUAAACAAAUGGAAAAUCGAAAAAUCAAAAUAUUCAGCAUUACCAAUAGAAGACAAGUGUGAAAAGUAUGCUAAAUCGAUUUCAAAAGUUGAUUUGAAAUUUUGGGAAAAUCUAAAGAUAGAUCCAAUAGUAUAUAACAAGAGAAAAUGGAUAAAACGUAAAACAAGAGAGUUUCAACGAAAAAUCAAGAGAAAAAAUUGGAAACCUGAAAUUGAUACUGGUAUAAAGAAUGAAUUUAUUUCUAAAACUAUUGAAUAUUCAAAAUACGAAAAUAAAAUGUUUAAUGAAUUUAAUGACAUGAAAAUUGGUGGGAAAUGCUCAGUUACAACUAAUUCCAAAAUUCUAAGAAAAUUGUACCCAUGGUACAAGUCGAAUCCAGUUUUUGAAGGUAGAGGAAUUGUGAUACCAGUUUUAAGAGAUUAUAAAAACAUCAUAAGAUUGAUCAAAAGUUUAAGAAUGGUCGAAAGUGGUUUACCAAUUGAAAUUACACAUACUUCAUUAACAACUACCGAACAAGAAUUGAUCAUUGAUUCAGCUCAAAACGGAACAGAUCCAAAUUUAAAGCAACAAAUAUCAUUUGUAGAAUUAUCAUCAUUACCCAAGAAUGAUUCCAUUUUUUUAACAACUUCAAGCUUGGUAUAUAGUAAUUUCAAAGAAGUUAUAUUAUUGUCAGAAGAUAUGAUUCCUUUAAGAGAGCCAGCAUUGUUGUUUAAUAAUGAAAGAUAUCAAGAAUCUGGUAAUUAUUUAUUCAAAUCACCUUCAUAUUUAAAUAGUAGAGUUAAGUUAUUCACUCCAGGAUUUCAUGAGAUAACCAAUUUCAUAAAAUCAUUCUCACCUACUAAAGAUGACGAGAGCUUUUUCAGUUUGAACAGACGAGAACCAUUCGUUACUUCCAGAUUUUAUGAAGAUAACUUUCAUACAAUGAUAGAUCCAAAUAUAAUGGUAAUAAAUAGGAAAAAGAGUUUCAAUGGUUUAUUAAUAGCAUCAAAUUUGCAAUUUUUUGACAUUUUAAAAGUACGAUUAACUCAAGGAAUUACAUUAGAUGUAUUAUGGAUGGGGUUGGAAAUUUCGGGCCAAAAAUUAACUUUCAAUUUUAAUUAUCCAGUAAUGGCAGGAAUAUAUACACCAGAUGAUAAAUUACCAAAAGAUGUUAGUGUAUCACAAGAGAUUUGUUCAGCUUCGUAUGGUCAAUUAUUGGAUGAUGAUGAUAUAACUUUGAUUGCAAUAACAUCUUAUCAAUUACAAAAUUGGUUUAGACAUAAUCAUUCUUUCAAGACUUUGUUUAAAGAUAAAUAUAUAACUAAAAUCACUGAAUCUAAAAAAAUAUUUGAUAAUGAAGAAAACACUUUAGUGAAAAAUGAUUAUCAUUUGUUGCACAAAAUAUACAAAAAUCCAUUAGUACUUGAAAAUAUAAUCAAACCACCAACUUUGACACAACGAGUCAAUGUUUUAAAUUUCAAUGAACCAACAGAAGCAUGGGUAGAACAAAAAUUACCAGACCACGUUAAACAAUCAAGUUGGAAUUAUUUUUGUUGUUAUAACGUUGUCGGGAACCCUCUAAAAGAUGGUAAAAGUGGGCUUACAAUAAAUAUAAAUGAGGAACUACAAGAUAAAUAUGAAAGAAUUAUAGAUACUUGGUUAAAUGGAUAA
Molecule: messenger RNA, 1800 nt
Organism: Lodderomyces jiufengensis
Lineage: Eukaryota; Fungi; Ascomycota; Pichiomycetes; Serinales; Debaryomycetaceae
Gene: MNT4
Product: Mnt4p
Exons: 1
Coding region: 1-1800 (599 amino acids)
Biological process (GO): protein O-linked glycosylation
Cellular component (GO): Golgi apparatus
Molecular function (GO): alpha-1,3-mannosyltransferase activity
Source: RefSeq, a predicted model, not a curated record